GUUGUUACCAGUUGUACGGUAGCGUCACAGAUCACAGUGCUACCCACGUCGUCUGCAGUCUGCAAUUUAGUUGUUUGAUGUUUGGGAGAACUGUUUGUGGUUUUUCUAGCAGAAGUCAGUGUAAAAUUUAUUAUUGGUGCAUAAAGCUCACUAUCUGUAAACUCUUAUGUUUGCUGAGAAGUGUUGACAAUCCUUAAUUGAUCACAAGCAUAAUAAACACUGCUGUUUACAUGUAAGAUUAUUUGCAAGUGUUCCUUAUCUUUACACAUAGCGAGGAAGAAGUAUGUCAGGAGACAAAAAAGUUAUUUUAGUGACAGGUGGUACCGGCCUUGUGGGUAAGGCCAUACAGACAGUCGUGGCUGAAGAUGAAAGAACAGACGAACAGUGGAUAUUUCUAGGCUCAAAGGACGGGGAUUUGAGUGAUAAGGUACAAACCAAAGCCAUUUUUGAGAAAUACCGUCCAACACAUGUUAUCCAUCUUGCUGCCAUGGUGGGUGGCUUAUUCCACAAUAUGUCCCACAAUUUGGACUUCUUGAGGAAAAAUAUUCAUAUUAAUGACAAUGUGUUGCAGACUAGUUUUGAAACUGGUGUUGUGAAAGUAGUUUCAUGUCUCUCGACAUGCAUUUUUCCGGACAAAACAACAUAUCCUAUAGAUGAAAGAAUGGUCCACAAUGGGCCACCACAUCCUUCCAAUUUUGGAUAUAGUUAUGCAAAAAGACUGAUUGAUAUCUACAAUAGAGCAUACCACGAGCAACACGGCUGCUGCUUUACUUCUGUAAUACCGUGCAAUGUGUUUGGACCUCACGACAACUUCAGCCUUGAGUCUAGCCAUGUUAUUCCUGCUCUCGUUCGCAAGAUGCAUGACCAAAUACAGAAAGAUAAUUCGGAAAAUGCAACAUUCACUGUGCUAGGCACUGGAAAACCGCUGCGUCAGUUCAUCUUCUCAUUGGAUCUUGCAAGACUUUUCUUGUGGGUACUACGAGAGUACAACAAUGUGGAUCCCAUAAUCUUAUCUGUUGAUGAGGAAGAUGAAGUAACAAUAAGUAAAGCUGCAGAAACCAUAGCCAAAGCUUGGGACUUCCGCGGUCGCCUGGUCUAUGACACCAGUCAGGCAGAUGGUCAACACAAGAAGACAGCCAGCAAUGCAAAACUUCGCAGCUUCCUACCUGAUUUCAAAUUUACUCCAUUUUCUGAUGCUAUUCAGCAGACUGUUGAGUGGUUCCGUGAAAAUCACAAAACAGAUGCUCGUUUGUAGGCAUAUUUCAGGCUUUAUCAACUUGUUACAUAUCACUUGUUCACAUGUUUCAAAAUGGGAAGCUAACGGCAUUAAGUUAACUCUGAGAAAGAAAGGGGGGGGGGGGGGUGAUAAGGGAAAGGAGGGGUUUAAAUUCCUGUGACACCCAAAGCCUUUAACUGCAUCUUUUUGUAACAAUUUCUGAAUUUUAAGUUUAAAAUUGAAAGCAGCUACAUGUUAGAUUGAACUUAAUUUCCAUCAUCACCAUGGUUCUGUUGCUUCCUUAGUGAAAAUUUUGAGAAUGAUUGAAGACUCCCACUGAAAGACAUUCUCAAAUAUUUUCAGUUUUAGUUUUCAACUGUUUCAUGAAAGACAUCAAGUAAGUUCCUUACUAGUAUUUAAUGGAGAACACUUUGUUUUGAGACUUAGUGUCAGUUGUGAGAACUUCGCAGUUUGUGAAUUGCAAGAUGUGUAAUACCUCAGAAAUCCAUUGUUAUCUGACUACUGUAAUGGAUUUAACAGAUCACAAGAAGAUAAAUAAAAGAAAUCAAAAUAGUAGAGUUUAUAUCAUGAGGAUCUGUAGAUCGUAUUACAGUAGUUUUCUUGAAGAAAAAUUGCGUAUAUUUUGUAAUGAAUCAUAUUUGAGCCUUAUAUACACUUCUUCCAUUAUGAGGCUGUGCAACUAUGUGAACAGUUUC
Schistocerca nitens (vagrant locust) is the source of this 1932-nucleotide messenger RNA. It is a transcript of the gene Gmer, whose product is annotated as GDP-L-fucose synthase. Gene Ontology annotation, molecular function: GDP-L-fucose synthase activity. Bases 284 to 1255 code for a protein of 323 amino acids. Lineage: Eukaryota; Metazoa; Arthropoda; Insecta; Orthoptera; Acrididae. The transcript has 7 exons. The record is from RefSeq and is a predicted model, not a curated record. Gene Ontology annotation, biological process: nucleotide-sugar biosynthetic process.